Brassica napus (rape) is the source of this 3736-nucleotide messenger RNA. RefSeq names its product probable mitochondrial adenine nucleotide transporter BTL3. Gene Ontology annotation, biological process: transmembrane transport. The transcript has a single exon. Bases 2603 to 3055 code for a protein of 150 amino acids. NCBI's taxonomy places the organism in Eukaryota, Viridiplantae, Streptophyta, Magnoliopsida, Brassicales, Brassicaceae. The record is from RefSeq and is a predicted model, not a curated record.
AUUUGUGGUAAAACUGAAAUUUCCCCAAAAUUCUUUCAAAAAUAAUCCAACUUCUAAGAGAACUAAACAUCUGGAUUCUAGUCGCAUAUAAUAUAACUUACUAUAUUAUAUACAAGUAACUAGUUUAAAUAAUUGAGCCAAUACAUUUUUAAUCAUUCUCUUAACUGUUAGUAUUACUUAAAUGGUAUAUAUGGAAAGAUAUACCGUAUACGAUGUGGAAAGAGAUGAUGCUGAAUUGCUGAUGAAUGAUGAUGAUGAGUAACGCUUUACUUAAUGGAGUUGAUAUGUAUUAAUAAUUGAUUUAAUAAAAAAAACUGAAGGCCGAUAUAUUAAAAAAAUAUUUCAAAAACGAGAUUUUCAUUUCUUAACUUUGCAUGUAGUUCUGUUUGGCUGUAAAGCUGACGUCUGAAAGGGGAGCAGUUAUUUCGUCUACUCAAAUUAGAUUAAACUAAUUUAUAUUAAGAAGAGAAAAAGUUAAGAUGCCAUACAGGUAUGUAUAUAUGUAGUACAGCAAAUUAGGUUUAGUUUAUCUGCGAAAGUUUUUAUUCCCAGAUUAAAAACACGUAUAGAAGCGUCGAAGACAGGGGAAAAAAAAGUAAAUACAAAAACGAAGCGACUCCGCUGGGGAUCAAACCCAGAAUCUCUGGUUUCGUAGACCAGCGCCUUAUCCAUUGGGCCACGGAGUCUUGGUUGCUUUAUAAUUACCACUUAAUAUUACUAAUCAAAUAUAGUCUGAAUAAUCAAGUCAAACAGAACAAGCUGCAGUGAUACAAAUACUCAAAACUAAAAGAUUCGGAUUCAUCAAGCCACGUUCAAAAUCUGAAUUAUGAAGCCUCCAGGAUUUGUUUGAACAUUUCCAUCUUCUCCAUUCACAAGCUAGCUGCUAACUGAAUAUCAAAAUGAAAGUGAUUUUUGGACCAUCAAGAAGAAUUUUUAUUAUUAUAAAGGUUUUCAAAUUAAAAUAUGAACUAUUAUAAGAAUAAGACCGACGGUUUUAUAGCUAGGAAAAGUUUACAAGAAACAAGCUUCCUAAAAUAUUGAAUCCCAAACCAAUGAAACAAAGGUAGAGACUAGAUACUCUUUCAAUGGUAAUAAAGACAAUAAUUAGUGAUAGGAGUCACGGCUUCGACAGCCAUGCUUUCCUCUCUCUCAAACUGUCUUUCAUUCCAUAUUCUCGUACUUGAUAGGAGGUUUUGAUUCACUUCCACCUUUUGUCAAGCUGAGCGAGCUCAAUCUCAACUUCAUCCACAUCUCUGAAUUUUUAUUAUUACAUCCAUAGUUUAAUACAUGAAACGAGUCUAUGUAACGAUCUGAAUCCAAGUUUUAUGUUCUUUACCAAUCCUUAGCUCUUUGAUUCCAUGUCCUUUCUCAGUUCUCAUGGUAUUGUGAACUGUGCAAGGCGGAUACUAACGGGCUGGAAGCUUAAGUUCGGCCCACAAUAUUAGACACAUUAAACCAUAGAAAACGAAUGAUGAUGUGUCAACAAUAUUUUCAUCGUCACCAGAAAAAUGCACCACCUAAUAUUCUCUUCCCCUGAGAACAAUGGUAGUAGUGAGCAGUGACAUAGAUGAAAGCUUAAAGCUUGACGCUUGAGAAGACUUUCUAAUUGAAACUCAAUAAAAAUGUGUGGCCUUGAUCGAUGCCUUGCUGACACAAUCAGAUCAGAAUCAUCAGAUCACGGAGGAUUUUUUCUCGACGAAUCUGUUCCUUCUUCGUCUGUCUCGUUCGUUCCCUGUAAGAACUGUACAGUCAGUUCGAUGCGUUUUGUCGGAAAGUCGAGUUUUUCGAAACUUAGGAGACGAGAUAGGACCAUAGGACCUCUGUUUCUGUCAGUCAGUUUAUCUAUAAAGGAAGAAAAAAGUAAAGGGUAUAAUGGUCAAAACGGCUAUAAGUCUCUUCAGUUGAAAGACUUUGUGUUGAUCCAAGAAGCCGGGGAGAAGAAGAUUAAGUGUUACGGAGAAUGGAUAAGGAGCUGCUCUCAACACCACCAAGCAUCUAUGGGCUGGAGCUUUUGCUGCCAUUGUUUCAAGGUCUCUCUCUUUCUCUUCUUUACUUUGAUACUCAUGAGAGGUUUUAUAUUAGAUUUGUAUCAUUAUAGUUCAAUAGUUAGUCUAUAGGUGUAGACUUUCUAGUGUGUUAUGGUUGCUUACUACUUAGUAUCAAUGUUCAAGAAAUCACUAGCCCUGUAACUAAUUCGCUUAGAGAACUACCGGGAUUAUAAGUAGACUAAAGAAUAUUAAUAAUUUUUAAUAUAUUUUACAUUUAUGUUAGAUAUUUAGUUUUUAAUUAUAAAAUUAUUUUGCUUAAUUAUAAAAAUUAGAUGUACAAAAAAAUAUUUAGACAAAUUUAUGGACUUGUACUAAUAUUAUUAUUUGAUUAAACAGAUUUAUAUUAAUUUAGAUCGAUUUAAAUUAAUUUUAAUGGAUUUAGAACUGUUUAAACCGAUUUAAAAUCGCAUAAAUCAGAUUUUAAGAAAAUUGUUUUGGAUAUAACUAGUUUUUAAAACAUUGCUUAGUAUUAAUUUGGUUAUUGAAGUUGGGGUGGCUCAUUGGGUUAUAGGCUUUUGGUUUGAGACAGAACUUGCAUUGCACCACUUGAGCGGAUGAAGCUAGAGUACAUAGUCCGUGGAGAGCAACGAAACCUUCUUGGACUCAUUCAGAUGAUCGCAACAACCGAAGGCGUUAGAGGAUUCUGGAAUGGAAACUUGGUUAACAUUCUCCGGACCGCUCCUUUCAAGUCCAUCAACUUCUACGCAUAUGACACAUACAGAGGCCAGCUUCUGAAACUCUCCGGGAACGAAGUAACCACUAACUUCGAGAGGUUUAUCGCCGGCGCAGCCGCCGGAGUAACAGCUUGCUUGCUUUGUCUACCGCUAGAUACCGUAAGAACGGUUAUGGUUGCACCUGGCGGAGAGGCGUUAGGCGGUGUGGUCGGCGCGUUCCGUCACAUGGUUCAGACAGAAGGUUUCUUCUCGCUAUACAAAGGUCUUGUGCCUUCGCUUGUGAGCAUGGCUCCUGCAGGAGCUGUGUUCUACGGCAUCUAUGAUAUUCAGUAGACAGUAGUUACUUUGUAUAUGAGUUCAUGAAAGUUGUCAUGAAGGUAGAAUCAGCACAAUAGCUGGUCUUAUGGCUUCAAGUUACUUCUGAGAAGAGUUCUUUGUUUUGAGGGAUUUUACUCUGAAUCUGAAGCUUUGUAUCCACUUUUACUUGGGCAUUUUGUUUGUGAAACAACUUGUUGCAAAAUAAAAAAGUUCAAAAAAUCUUAUGAUGUAACUAGAUGUAACUUAGGCGCUUCAUAUUGUUUUUUAUAUAUUCUACAUUUACAUCUGAAAUUUUAAUUUUGACUUUAAUUAUAAAAUUAUUUUGAUCAAUUAUAAAAAAUAUAUAUAUAAAAAAUAAAUUAGAUAAAUUUUGUGAUUUACACUAAUAUUUUUAUUUAAUUUAGAUCAAUAUACGGUCAUGGUCUAUAUGCCCCGAUUUUUAGAACAUUGAAUAUAAUAAAGAUAAGGAAACUCCAAUUUGGUUUCCUGUGUUCUGAUUUAUAAAAGCUUGGUCGUGUAAACAAUAUCUAAACAUACAUAUUCACUACAAUGUUUGGGAAAAUGCCAUAAAGACAGAGAAAUACAACAUCACAGAUUCUUGUCUUCUCCAAGAUAAGUCUUCAUCACUAGAAUCACAAUUGCCUUUGAGACAUCAAAGUCAAGACCACACCACAUUAGAGUGUUUACGGUUGCCAU